Aspergillus lentulus is the source of this 1974-nucleotide messenger RNA. Its product is annotated as putative NAD+ kinase Utr1. Gene Ontology annotation, molecular function: NAD+ kinase activity. Lineage: Eukaryota; Fungi; Ascomycota; Eurotiomycetes; Eurotiales; Aspergillaceae. Gene Ontology annotation, biological process: NAD+ metabolic process; NADP+ biosynthetic process. The record is from RefSeq and is a predicted model, not a curated record.
AUGGCUUCCUCUUCUUCAAGCCAUGGCCCCCUGAAACUCCAGUCCGACUCCCUUCCCUCUGAAUCCUCCGCUCUCUCGUCAUCCUCAUCACCGCCGCUCUCCUCCGCAGCCCCACUAUCAGGUCCAACUUCUCCAGACUCCUGUUCCUUGACGUCCACAACCGUCGGUGCAUCGCUCCUUCGGGAUUAUGCCAGUCAUAUAGAUCCUUCCCAGUCGACAAACGAUCUUCAUGUGAACCAAUCCUCCUCCGGACUGUCCAACAGUAGGGCCAACGUCCCGCGGAAGCUUGAGCUUCACCAGGAAGAAGCGCCGCCCGUCGCCUCGUUACCUACGUCCCCUUUCCUCUCAUUCCGCAGUGCGGGCCCCUUGGGUUCGCAGCAUCGCAAGAACGCAUCGUCAAGCGACCUUAUACCCCGACAGACGAUCAUGAAGGCCCUCGCAUCGCGACCGUCGCUGUGCACCAAUCCCAGUUCCAAUGCGCCGCUGGCGGCGUCUCUCGGAUUACUAGCUACAAGCCCCAAUUCGAGUUCUUCAGCGGAGACGGAGCAACAACGGUCCAGCAACUCAUCGUCACAGAAGCUUUCCGCGGCUCUUUCGAACCUACAGCUGGGCAAAUACCUGGAAAGGUCGCCCUCAACAGCGCAACUGGUCCUGCAAUCGCCAUGCUUUUUCCAUCGGCGGUUCGACGAUGCCGUCAACAUUCAGAAGGUGCUAGAGGAAAUCGCCGACGAUGAGUGGUUGUCGCAUUCGCGGCUUGUACAAACUGCAACCGGAGUGCGGGAGGUGUCGAAGCAGCUUCAAAGGCGGCCGAUCAAACGGGCAGUGAAGAAUGUGAUGAUUGUGACAAAGGCGCGCGAUAACCGCCUGGUGCACCUGACGCGAGAGCUAGCAGAGUGGCUUCUCUCGACGCCGCGAUAUGGGAACGAUCUGGGGGUUAACGUAUGGGUUGAUUCCAAGCUACGGCAUUCCAAACGAUUUGACGCGGCGGGACUGCUGCAAUCUGAGCCGCGAUUUGAGCAGAUGCUGCAUUACUGGACUCCGGAUCUCUGUUGGGCCGCUCCGGAGAAGUUUGAUCUUGUUCUUACUUUAGGGGGGGAUGGUACGGUCCUGUUCACGUCCUGGCUUUUCCAGCGGAUUGUUCCGCCGGUGCUCUGCUUCUCAUUGGGAAGCCUCGGCUUUCUAACGAAUUUCGAAUUCGAGAAUUACAAAUCACAUUUGAAUGCUGUCAUGGGAGACGUCGGCAUGCGCGUCAACCUGAGGAUGCGGUUCACCUGCACAGUCUUCCGCAAAGACCGAAGUAAAGGUGCAGAAGCAGAUGCAGUCGAAGAAGGAGAGCAAUUCGAGGUACUAAACGAGUUAGUUAUAGAUCGGGGGCCUUCACCUUAUGUGUCAAAUCUUGAGUUGUACGCCGACAAUGAUCUCUUGACCGUGGUUCAGGCGGACGGCUGCAUCUUCUCCACGCCAACUGGAUCUACUGCGUACUCUCUGUCUGCAGGUGGCUCUCUUAUUCAUCCUUCUAUUCCUGGCAUUCUUCUUACUCCUAUCUGCCCCCAUACUCUGUCUUUCCGUCCAAUGGUAUUGUCAGACUCUCUGUUGCUCCGUAUUGCCGUUCCAACGGGAUCCCGCUCCAGUGCCUACUGUUCAUUUGAUGGCAAGGGACGCGUUGAGCUCCGCCAAGGGGACUAUGUGACCGUUGAAGCCAGCCAGUACCCCUUUCCUACUGUGGUCUCCGGGAGCGGGGAAUGGUUUGAAAGUAUUCAGCGAGCACUGCGUUGGAACACCCGCGGAGCCGUUCAGAAAAGCUGGAAUCGCGAUGGGACUGAUGACAUAUCUGCGGAUGAGGAAGAGGAGGACUGGGACAUUGAUACCGAUGCUGGUCUGGUUGGCACCGACAGCGGUCUUGGGCCCAGCGAGGACGGUGACUCAGGGACUACCAGUCCGAUGAAGCGACAGAUGAGCCUGCUCAAUAUGUAG